Lutzomyia longipalpis is the source of this 906-nucleotide messenger RNA. Its product is annotated as alcohol dehydrogenase-like. Gene Ontology annotation, cellular component: cytoplasm. NCBI's taxonomy places the organism in Eukaryota, Metazoa, Arthropoda, Insecta, Diptera, Psychodidae. The transcript is spliced from 2 exons. Gene Ontology annotation, molecular function: oxidoreductase activity, acting on the CH-OH group of donors, NAD or NADP as acceptor. The record is from RefSeq and is a predicted model, not a curated record. The coding region runs from base 46 to 816 and encodes 256 amino acids.
UCAGUUCUUCGGUAGUCUUCCACUGUGCACAUUCGCGAAAAGGCGAUGUCUCUGUCGGGGAAAAGUGCUUUAGUUACGGGGGCAGCAGGUGGAAUUGGUGGAGCUAUUUGUGUGGAAUUCCUCAAAAAUGGCCUAAAACAUCUUGCCGCCCUCGAUCUCUGUGCAGAUGAACCGGAAAUUGUCAGUGAGUGGCGAAAGAACUUCCCAACAGCCACCGUUACAUACUUCCAAGCGGAUGUGUCGUGUCCAGAAGAUCUCCAGAAGACCUACAACGCCUUCGUGUCGUCCAUUGAAAGUUUGGACAUUGUGGUCAAUUGCGCGGGAUUCUUCAACGAGAGAGCUCGAAAGAAGAUGAUCGAUGUAAAUUUUUAUGGGCUCGUUGAAUCAACUUUCCUCGCCAUUGAGCACAUGCGGAAGGAUCGGGGUAGUGGCAAGGGAGGCGUCAUCAUCAGCAUAGCUUCCUGUACUGGCCUCGUACCUCUUAGUUUGCUUCCCACCUACUCAGCCACCAAACAGGCCGUUGUUUCCUUCACGCGUUCUCUGGCCUUUGAUCGCGAAUACAUGGGCAUUAAAUUUCUAAGUAUUUGUCCAGCUGGAACUAAAUCCCAGAUGUACAAUUCAAUUCUCGAUCCAGCCAAUUUUUACGAGAGUACAGACGCUAAGAUGGAAAUUUUAAGAGCAGCUCUUGUUCCUCAAGAAGCGGAAGAAGCAGGAAAAGCAGCUGUGAAGUUGAUUCAGGAAGCAAAGAGUGGAAGUUCGUGGCUCCUUGAAGGAGGCAUGCUUACGGAGACACCUCUACCGGAAAUUCAGCUAUGAGGUCUCGAAUCAUUAAAAAAAAAGCUUUUAACAAUAAUACUUAUAAUAAAGCAGUAAAAAUUCAAAAUAAAGAAUAAAAUAAAACAAAAA